CUUCAUUUUGUACGUUUCCAAAUAAUAAUUUUAUUUAAUGAAACACUUUUUGUCAGAAAAUAAAUGCAUAUAAAUUACCAACUGCGUUACCCACUCUAGUCAGCAGAUGGCAAUGUGCGUCUUUCAGGCGAUGCUGAUAGUCUGACGUAUAAUCUAGUGGACGGGACGAUUCUUCAACAACAACUAAAUCUGGUCAACCAUCUCGGUAGCUUGCUAGCCAACAUACCCGAAAUAUUGGAGCUCUUUAGACGCUUUCGGUGAUUAUUAGCCACUGUGUUUGAAACAUUUCCGUCUUAUCUACUAGUUGCCCCAUUUAAUUGCAAUUGUUGUUGUUAGUCAGCUAAUUUAACUGUCGGAUUAAAGUAGAACUAGGCUAGUCGCUAGCUAACUAACAUCAUCGACCAUGAGCUCACUAAUGUACUACCCCCCUGCUAAAGAAGAGGUCUGUUGGACGGAGAAAGAAACUAUCGUGAAAGUGGAGAACGAAGAAGAAGCCGUCACCGUAAAAAAAGAGGUAGAGGGUGAGUCCGUUACAGUGAAAGAAGAGAAAGAAGUUGCAGUGAAAGAAGAGGACGAAGCUUUCCUAGUGAAAGAGGAGGACGUUACUGUGAAAGAAGAUAAAGAGGAAAAGAAAAAUGAGGAUGCCGUUUUUGGAGUUAAAGAGGAGGUGAAUGAUAUGCCUGUCGCAGUGAAGGAAGAGGAAUACGUUUUUGGAGUGAAGGAGGGGGAGAUUACUGUCACAUUGGAGGAGGAGACUGGCGAUCUGAUUAGCACCAGGGAGAGACCAGGCUCUUACUCUGAAAGUGGCACGAGUCCCUCAGAGGAACCAGACCCAGAGACGUCCAAACCAGCAAGACCACAUCACUGCUUUCAGUGUGGAAAGAGAUUUAUCCAGUUAGGGCACCUGAAAGAACAUAAGAGAAUGCACACAGGGGAGAAGCCUUACCACUGCUCCCAAUGUGAAAAGAGAUUUUCCUCAUCAGGGUCCCUGAAAUCACACGAGAGGACGCACUCAGGAGAGAAGCCUUUCCAAUGCUCCCAGUGUGGAAAGAGUUUUACCCGGUUAGGGAGCCUGAGAAAACAUGAGAGAAUACACACAGGAGAGAAGCCCUAUCAAUGUGCUGAGUGUGUAAAGAGUUUUAGCUGGUUAGAGCAUCUAGAAGAACAUAAAAGAAUACACUCAUGUGAAAAGCCCUACCAAUGCUCCCAAUGUGGAAAUAGUUUUACCCGGUUAGGGCAUCUGGAAGAACAUAAAAGAAUACACUCAGGAGAGAAACCCUACCAAUGCUCCCAGUGUGGCAAGAGUUUUACCCGGUUAGGGAGCCUGAAAAAACACGAGAGAAUACACUCAGGAGAGAAGCCCUACCAAUGCUCCCAGUGUGGAAAGAGUUUUACCCAGUUAGGGAACCUAAAAGAUCAUAAGAGAAUACACACAGGUGAGAAGCCUUUCCAUUGCUCUCAGUGUGGAAAGGGUUUUACCCAAGCAGGGUACCUGAAGUCACAUAAGAGGACUCACACAGGAGAAAAGCCUUACCAUUGUUCCCAGUGUGGAAAUCACUUCUCCACAUCAAGUAACCUGAAAAAACAUGAACGGAUACACUCAGUAGAGAAGCCAUUCCACUGUUUUCAUUGUGAAAAGAGUUUUAAGAAGUUAGGGAAACUGAAACAACAUGAGCAAAGACACACAAGCGAGAAACCUAUUUCAACUGCUCCUCCUGUGGAUUGAAAUGUACUUGUUUAAAGCAACUGCAAUCACAUAAAUUUACAUUUACAUUUAUGUCAUUUAGCAGACGCUCUUAUCCAGAGCGACUUACAAAAAUGUAUUAUAAAUGUAUCAAUGCUCCCAGUAGCUAGGUUUCCAUCCAAUUUGUGACAGAUUUUCAUGCGAAUAUUCAAAAAUAUGCAUGAAAAUAUUCACAUUUUCCCAACAGAGGUGCAUUUCCAUCAAACUGACUUGUUGCAAAUAAAAAGCUAUACGUGAUGACAUAGUGCACAUAAAAAGCACUAAGUCGUAUAACUUUUAUUUUAGGCCUACCUAAUAAAUAAAAAAAAGUUAAUGUUUCCAUCCCAUUAUUAUCUCAAGAUCGUUUUUAUUUGUCAAUUGGCAGCCAAGCACUGAUCAUCAUGUCGCCAGCAUACAAAUUAAGACACUCAAUAUUUAUUGGACAGCAUCAAGCUCAUCACCGUGCACUUUCACCACCAUGGGAAUUCAAUCAUAACUUAUUUCAUGUGUAGCUUAAUAAAUUGCAUGCUUUUUGAAGUCGUGAUGGGAGGACCGCACAACAUAUCAUCAUGUCACUGCAACUUUGCUUCGACAUGAUGGUUAUUCUAUCAAUAUUUGUGCAUAAAAGUGUUUUCACCAGAAUUGUUCCGUAGUUCAUUUUACAGACACAAAAAAUCCCACCAAGUUGAACGAACAAGUUGUCCAUCUGCAUUUAUGAAAUUGUACCAACACUCCCUGUUUCUAUCACAUCUGUUUUGAAUUUGUUUUUAUACGGCAUGACUUUACUCGCAUAAAAAUAUUGGAUGAAAACAUUGUUAGUGUGGAAUUAUAUUUACCCAGUUAGGGAACCUGAAAGACCAUGAGGUAAUAAACACAGGGGAGAUGCCUUACCACUGCUCCCAGUGUGGGAUGGAAUAUAUCACAUCAAAUGGACUUCAAGUUCAUGAGAAAACGCAUAUGCUGCUCCCACACUUAUCACAUAUUUUUGACUGAGAAAUUGUGCUUUUGUUGAUGUCACAUGAAAUCAAAUUGUAUAAAGCGGACUUAAAAAUGCA
Molecule: messenger RNA, 2778 nt
Organism: Oncorhynchus nerka (sockeye salmon)
Lineage: Eukaryota; Metazoa; Chordata; Actinopteri; Salmoniformes; Salmonidae
Product: zinc finger protein 883-like
Exons: 2
Coding region: 404-1726 (440 amino acids)
Biological process (GO): regulation of transcription by RNA polymerase II
Cellular component (GO): PcG protein complex; chromatin; transcription regulator complex
Molecular function (GO): DNA-binding transcription factor activity, RNA polymerase II-specific; RNA polymerase II cis-regulatory region sequence-specific DNA binding
Source: RefSeq, a predicted model, not a curated record